GGGAAGGCUGCGGCGCGGCGUCUGGACGCCCAGGGGUUUGAGGUGUUUGCUACGGUGUUGGAUCUGUGUGGGGAGGGAGCCAGGGAGCUCCAGAAGACCUGCUCCCCUCGUCUCACGCUGCUACAGGUGGACAUCACCCAGCCACAGCAGGUCCAACAGGCUCUUCUAGACACCAAGGCCAAACUGGGCCUCAGAGGUCUGUGGGGCUUGGUGAAUAAUGCAGGAGUAUGUGUUAACUUCGGGGAUGCAGAGUUGUCUCUAAUGUCUAACUACCGUGGCUGUAUGGAGGUGAACUUCUUUGGGACUCUGAACGUCACCAAGACAUUCCUGCCUCUGCUGCGUCAGGCCAAGGGACGCAUCGUCACAAUCUCCAGCCCUGCAGGAGAGCAGCCGUUCCCCUGUCUAGCAGCGUACGGAGCCUCCAAGGCAGCUCUCAACCUGUUCAUCAACACACUGCGCCACGAAAUGGAACCCUGGGGGGUCAAAGUGUCCACCAUACUGCCAUCCUCAUACAAGACAGGUCAGUCCGGUAACCAGGAGUACUGGGAGAGUCAGUACAAGAGCUUGAUCCACAACCUGUCCGCGGGCCUGCUGGAGGAGUACGGGGAAGACUACACACACGAGACCAAGGAGCUCUUCCAACACUUCGCCCAGUCGGCUAACGAGGACCUGUCACCAGUCAUCAACACCAUCAGCGAGGCGCUGCUCUCCCCCCGGCCCCUGGUCCGAUACUACGCUGGGCCCGGCGUGGGCCUCAUGUACUUCGUCUAUAGUUAUUUCCCUCUGAGACUCUCGGACAAGUUCCUCCAGAGACUAUUUGUCCAGAAGAAGAUCAUCCCACGAGCGCUGAGGAAAGAGAACAACAACAACAACAACAACAACAUCAACAACAACGUGGAGAAGAUAAAGAAGUAAAACAAUCAGAUGUGUGUUUUGUUUUUAAGGUAAAAAGUGGAAGCUGUAGGACCCACUUACUGCAGGUAAAACACGCUCAUCGUGUUGUUGUCUAUUUUUUUUUGAAAAUUGUGGUUUUUCGCGUUGGUGUUCACAUUGAAGGGCUCAUUAUAUUGGUGUUCAUAUUGAAGGGCUCAUUAUAUUGGUGUUCACAUUGACGGGCUCAUUAUAUUGGUGUUCAUAUUGAAGUAAUAUAUAAUAAUAAUAAUAAUAUAUGCCAUUUAGCAGACGCUUUUAUCCAAAGCGACUUACAGUCAUGUGUGCAUACAUUCUACGUAUGGGUGGUCCCGGGAAUCGAACCCACUACCCUGGCGUCACAAGCGCCAUGCUCUACCAACUGAGCUACAGAAGGACCACAUUAUAGGGCUCAUAAUUGGUGUUCAUAUUGAAGGGCUCAUUAUAUUGGUGUUCACAUUGACGGGCUCAUUAUAUUGGUGUUCACAGUGAAGGGCUCAUUAUAUUGGUGUUCAUAUUGAAGGGCUCAUUAUAUUGGUGUUCAUAUUGAAGGGCUCAUUAUAUUGGUGUUCAUAUUGAAGGGCUCAUUAUAUUGGUGUUCAUAUUGAAGGGCUCAUUAUAUUGGUGUUCAUAUUGAAGGGCUCAUUAUAUUGAAGGGCUCAUUAUAUUGAAGGGCUCAUUAUAUUGGUGUUCA
Messenger RNA from Oncorhynchus gorbuscha (pink salmon), 1603 nucleotides. RefSeq names its product corticosteroid 11-beta-dehydrogenase isozyme 2-like. Gene Ontology annotation, molecular function: oxidoreductase activity. Lineage: Eukaryota; Metazoa; Chordata; Actinopteri; Salmoniformes; Salmonidae. The record is from RefSeq and is a predicted model, not a curated record.